CUUCCUUCGAAAGCUUAAGACACGUUUUUUUUAAAAAUGACGGAAUUAAUUAAUCUCGUUUAAUCCUUAAUUUUCAUUAAUCAAAUCAGAUAAUUCUCUUUUAAAUUACCCACAUUUCUCUCAUCUCUAUUUACUCUCUCUCUCUCUCUCUCUCUCUCUCUCUCUCUCUCGCAAGAAAUCUUUCAAGAUAAGCAAAAUCCCGAUUGGGUUUGAGUUCUUGAUUUUCCAGUAUCUGCUCUUCUUCACACAGGUUUUUAUUUAUUUUAAUUUGUUCAUCAAGAGGAAUAGUUGCUCUUAUCAUCUUCACCUAAAGGAGCAACCUUCUUUUGGCCACCUCCCAAACUAGAUUAUGAUGGAUAGAACUCAGAAUGUAGCUAGUUUUUCUACCUCUACAUCCCAAAGCAGUCAGCAAAAUAUUGAGGAUGACAGAAUGAUUGCAAUUGUACUAUCAGAAGAGUUUGGUCAACAAGAUGGUGCUGUUGCUAAGCGCCUUUCUCAUCUGCCAUCCAUUCCACACGUUCCAAAGAUCAACUCCUACAUUCCCAACUUAAGUGAUGCUAGUCUAGAUCACCAGCGGCUGCUCCAGAGGCUUCAUGUUUAUGGCUUAUAUGAAGUAAAGGUUUCUGGAGAUGGCAAUUGUCAGUUUCGGGCACUUUCGGACCAAAUGUACAAGUCACCAGAGCACCACAAAUAUGUGCGCAAAGAGAUCGUAAAGCAGCUUAAAGACUUCCGUUCAUUGUAUGAAGGAUACGUACCUAUGAAGUACAAAACCUAUUACAAGAAAAUGGCCAAAUCUGGGGAAUGGGGAGACCAUCUUACCUUACAAGCAGCAGCUGACAAGUUUGCAGCAAAAAUAUGUCUUCUAACUUCAUUUAGAGACACCUGCUUUGUUGAAAUUGUUCCACAACACCAGGCUCCUCAGCGAGAGUUUUGGCUGAGUUUUUGGUCUGAAGUGCACUACAAUUCGAUUUAUGAAAUGCGAGAUGCUCCAAUUCGGCACAAACCUAGAAGGAAACACUGGUUGUUCUAGGGGCCUACCAGUAUCAAUGCAGCAGGUUUGGCUAUUGGGAAGCUGAGGCUGUGCGUACUGGUGUUGGUUAUUCUUUUUACAUUUUUGUACAUUUUUUCUUCAUGUCUUUGGAGCAUUUCCUUACCUACUUGUGAGGUCAAGGCUAUUUAUUGUAUUUGUUUUUUAUUCUUUGUAAAUUGUAACACAUCUUCUCAUGUACUACAACCAGUUUUCAAAGUAUCAAUUUGCCUAUCA
This is a messenger RNA of Magnolia sinica, 1264 nucleotides long. Its product is annotated as OVARIAN TUMOR DOMAIN-containing deubiquitinating enzyme 12. The coding region runs from base 350 to 1030 and encodes 226 amino acids. Gene Ontology annotation, biological process: protein deubiquitination. The record is from RefSeq and is a predicted model, not a curated record. Gene Ontology annotation, molecular function: cysteine-type deubiquitinase activity. NCBI's taxonomy places the organism in Eukaryota, Viridiplantae, Streptophyta, Magnoliopsida, Magnoliales, Magnoliaceae. The transcript has 11 exons.